AAUGUUUUGUCAUACCUGUGGUAUACGGUCUGAUAUACCACGGCUUUCAGCCAAUCAGCAUUCAGGGCUAUAAACUGGGUGGUUCGAAGCCUGAAUGCUGACAGCUGUGGAAUAUCAGAUCUCCGGAUUGCGUCGUGCAUAAGAGCAGCCCUUAGCCGUGGUAUAUUGGCCAUAUACCACGCCACCUCGGGCCUUAUUGCUUAAAUAACCCACAUCCAUCUGUGUCGACUCGUAACAUAGGGAUAGAUCGAAACGCACAGCUUCUUCCAAAACCCCAAAAUAUCUCCCAAGUGGCAAGCUUGACGCCCAUAACCCCUUACCACAGAUCUAGGGUCUGAUAAGCCUACCCCAAAUCCUGAAAUUUGAGAAAAUAUCUGGGCAUGUAUCAGUGACGUCUACUAACUGGAAGGUACAGGACGAUGGACUGACUGUUGGGGAGGCGUUGCAAUGGCCAGUCCUAAAGUCUUCCACUCUGGUUAGAAGUUUCCCAUGAGCGGAUCUAGGAUCAGCGUACCCUGCCCCAGUCCUAAUUAUAACUUCGGGUGGAAAAUAGUUGGAACAGAGCUUAGAUCAGCGUCUACAGGCAACUCCUUAUUUGAGUAAUAUGAAGUGGGUGGGCCUUCAUGAGAGGUGUUCGUAAAGUCUGCCCCAUCCAGAAGCUUCUCUCUCAAUACCCAGUCCCUCUUCCACCUCUCUCUUCCCCUCUUUUUUUUAUCCAGCACUCACUAGCACGCUUCGGGAGCUCUGGAGACUCAGUCCAGUCGUCCUAGCUCAACACAGGAACCAUCAUGGCCAACUGCAGCAGUGUAUCCAGUCUCGUCCUUCUGGUCCUGCUAGGCCUCUGGGUAGCCACCAUCCACUCAGAGACCGUGGAAGACCCCACGCCAACUUUACAAGGGGACAACCAGGACACACUGUCCGGUGGCGGGACAUAUGACGUCACCACCAAAGAUCCCUUCAAGGACAUGACGGAGAGAGUGUUAACCUUCGAGUAUGAGGACACCACCCACUCACAGGUCAUGGAUGAGGAGGAAGGUGUCCUGGGCCCGGGCGCCAUCACAGCUAUUGUCAUCGCUGUCUUCCUGGGGGCUUCAGUCCUCCUCGCCCUCAUUGUCAUCACACUCAGGAAGUUCACCGCUUCCUAGAGCCACAAAUUCCUCUUCCUCCCUUUCAAUCUCUCACACUUUUCUUACCUCCACUUCUCUCUCAUUCAUCUAUCUUCAUGGUCUUUCUUGCCCAUUCUCUCACUUUUGCUCAGUUUCUCUUAUACCCACACAUAUUGUGAAAGUGACAACCCUUCUAUAACCCCUGGACGCUCUAAUAUAAUGGCAGGUCCCUUUAGCCUUGAAGCGCAACCAACAAUGAAUUUCCUUCAGACUCUAGCUACUAUAAUCAUAUUGUUUAUGUUGGCACACAUGUCAGCUUGUUACUAAAUGGUCAAUCCUAGCUUCCACUCAAGUCAAAAUUGACUUACAACAGAGACUGGCAGGUUCUUCCAGUGUAUACAGGUAACUGCCAAAAUAAUGGAAACACUUGAGUAAAUGAGAGAGAAAGUAUAUUGAAAGCAGGUGCUUCCACACAGGUGUGGUUCCUGAGUUAUUUCAACAAUUAACAUCCCAUCAUGCUUAGGGUCAUGUAUAAAAAUGCUUAUCAGGCCAUUAUUUUGGCUAACAUGACUAUGCCCCCCCCAUAGGAUGACAACAGGGCACAUCCACAGGGCACAAAUGGUCACUGAGUGGUUUGAUGAGUAAACGAUGUAAACCAAAUGCCAUGGCCAUCUGUCACCAGAUGGGAUAUUCUGGAGUGGUGCUUGUGACAGCAUUUUCCACCACCAUCAACAAAACACCAAAUUAUGGAAUUUCUCAUGGAAGAAUGGCAUUGCAUCCCUCCAAUAGAGUUCCAGACACUUGUAGAAUCUGGUGCAUUGAAGCUGUUCUGGCGCAUGGUGGCCCGACGCCCCCUAUUAAGACACUUUACGUUGGUGUUUCCUUUAUUUUGGCAGUUACAAUCAGAUCCACUUUAGCCAACAUCCGCUUAGCGGAUAAUGCCAGAGGUGAACUGCAUUAUAGCUGUCAAAUCUAGUGGCUCCAGGCAUUACACCAAAAGCAGACAUCUCCCUUGGUCACAUUAAGAGAAAUCCAAUGCCUGUCAAGAUUUCUUAAAGAUUUUUGAACAAUGUAUCUGUUAUACUAAUCUGUAAUGAGCAUUUGGCUGAUCAGUGGGCAACGGCUGGUCCCCUUACCAAGAUGGGCCACCUCAGUUUUCUGAUAGGCUGAGUUGAGAUCACGCCCCCCCCCCCCUGCUCAUAGUAGUGGCUGGAGUGGUGUUAAUGCAAUGGUAUUAAAAAACAGUCUCCAAGUGCUUGAUACCAUUCCAGUGAUUCAAUUCCAGUUGUUAUUAUGAGCCCCCCCACUGUAAUUCAUCUCUUUUGAAAACAAAAUGUAUGUCUAAUGAUCUGUAGUUUACAGUUGUGUGUCCAAGUGUUUUGUCGAGCAUUGUGAUUUGUUUUUGUAGAAGUCUUUUUUUCUGACGGUUAUGUUGUGGGUUAGAGUAUCCUGUCUCAGAUUUAGUUUGUCUUGUGGAUGAAAGGGUGUGAUGAGUGUGUCUUUGAAGAUUGUUCCACCAUGUUCAUUAUGUUGCAGUAAUACUGAGUGCCUUAAAAGGCAAGUGUUAUUGACAAUAGAAUGAGAAUGAAAUCAUUUACCAAAUGCAGGCUAUCAUAUAAUAUGCCAGAUUUAUUUCCCCAAUGCCCACAAUGUGUUACUGUUUAUUGGCAAAUAGGUGUUCAAAAGAAACGUUUGCCUAUUUACAGGUGACCCAUAUUGACCCAAAAAUCUAAUAUUUUAAGAUGAACAUGCUUCAAUAAAUAAACAUAGAUGGGGUAAUUAGUUUGUUUAACCUGCAAAUCACAUUUUAACCUCUGGUCUAAAAAGACAAUGACAACUGUUGUGAGUGUGUUUGUGUAUGAGUGCAUGUGUGUGAUACUUUUUGAUACGUUAUGUCACCAUUUUCUGUAUUCCUCUGUGGCCUUUUACCAAACAACUAACUAAGGCUGGGAUUCAUUACCUGCCAUAGAAAUGUUUACGAGGUGUCUUUAUUUACACACUUCAUCCCGUGCCCACACUUCAUCCCGUACCCACACCCACAAUUCUGAAAAGUGUAAGCAGUCCUGAGGAGGAUCGCCCUGGUGUAGUUGCAGGUUUUAUACAGUACCCAAUACCAGUCUGUGUUAAUUUGACGAUGGAAAAAGAGCUACUGCAUAAAUACUGCAAUGUGGGUUUGGUUUAUCUGAGCCCUAAUGCUUUUGUGAAACAAAUAUUUUUUCAUAUAAUAAUAUCACUGGUUUGAACGGUCUGGUUAAAAAAAUAAAAGAUUAAACAAAUCCCUUUGUACAGCCAAAUAG
Messenger RNA from Oncorhynchus kisutch (coho salmon), 3403 nucleotides. RefSeq names its product secondary ossification center associated regulator of chondrocyte maturation (gene snorc). The record is from RefSeq and is a predicted model, not a curated record. The transcript is spliced from 3 exons. Gene Ontology annotation, biological process: cartilage development. Lineage: Eukaryota; Metazoa; Chordata; Actinopteri; Salmoniformes; Salmonidae. Bases 789 to 1145 code for a protein of 118 amino acids.